Messenger RNA from Telopea speciosissima, 2566 nucleotides. RefSeq names its product probable galacturonosyltransferase 4. The transcript has 9 exons. Lineage: Eukaryota; Viridiplantae; Streptophyta; Magnoliopsida; Proteales; Proteaceae. Bases 333 to 2300 code for a protein of 655 amino acids. Gene Ontology annotation, molecular function: polygalacturonate 4-alpha-galacturonosyltransferase activity. The record is from RefSeq and is a predicted model, not a curated record.
UCCGAGAAAGGUGUUCUCCGUUCUCUGUUUCCCUGUCUUUUUAGCUUGUUUCUUUAGGUAUAAGGUGUUGGCGGAAUUCGAUCAGUGUAGUUUCCAUCGACAUAACAAAACCCAGUUAAUGGGUUGCAGGUUUUGCAAUUGCAGAUAUCUGAUGGAGUUUGUACGGACGCGUGGGUUUUAUUGGGGAACCUGCCGUGUCUCUGGUUGCGUUUCUUGGCUGUCAGCAAUGGGUGAUUUUCUUUAAGCAAUAGUGGGAGAUUGCUGUUUAGUGGAACCAGAAUCGUUGAAGUGGUGGUUUUCUGGUUUUGCUUUCGGUUACGGCAAGAGAUAAUAUGAGGUUAAGAAAGCCCGUUUUGUUCUUGCUGGUCGUUACUGUUUUUGCUCCUAUUGUUCUCUACACCGAUAGACUUGCAAGCUUCAGGAAUCUGUCCUCUUUAAAUGGAUUCACUGAAGAUGUUUCUGCUCUAUCUCUUGGUGGCGAGAUAAGGAAAUUGAAUCUGCUUCCGCAGGAAUCAUCGAUUAACUUGCAAGAACCGAUUGGCAUCGUUUAUUCGGUUAAUGCCAGCACUUCUGUUUCGAAUUCUGAUGGAUCCAGGGCAAAGCCUUCCGACCCAACUGUAGAAUCCUCAAGAGGGUCGCAAGUGGUUCAUUCGGGGGAGCAUCAGACCAUCAGACAGGUGACUGUUGGACUUCAAGAUGGAAAGGAGAACGGCAGCUUGCAGAAUCCUGAAAUGGCUGGGGGAAAGGAAAGAAGAGAAGAAAUUGAGGUUAAAUUCACUAUAUCUCGGCAGAUGCCCGAUAAUUUCUCUGAAAAAAUGGGAUAUAAAACUGAGCAGAAUUCUGGUAAAGCUUCCAGCAAAGUUGAUAUAGAAGAAAAUAUAAGGACCAAUACUGUGGGACAAAGUAACCAGGCAGUUAUGCUAGAUGCUCGAGUUCGGCAUCUUAAAGAUCAACUGAUUAGGGCGAAGGUGUACCUUGAACUGAGUGCCACCCAAAACAACCACCAUUUCAGAAAGGAGCUCCAGUUACGGAUGAAAGAAAUUCGUCGAGUACUUGGUGUUGCAUCCAAGGAUUCUGAAUUACGUAGAAAUGCCUAUGGCAAGUUGAAGGCAAUGGAACAAACAUUAGCUAGAGGGAAGCAAAUUCAAGAUGACUCUGCUGCAGUAAUAAAGAAACUACGUGCUAUACUGUACUCGACAGAAGAGCAGCUCAAAGCAUACAAGAAGCAGACCAUGUUCCUGACACAGCUUGCUGCAAAGACACUCCCUAAAGGUCUUCACUGUCUUCCACUUCUCCUUUCAACUGAGUACUAUUCCUUGAAUUCUAGCCUACAGCAAUUUCUGGAUCAAGAGAAACUGGAAGACCCAAGGUUGUACCACUAUGCCUUGUUUUCAGACAACAUAUUGGCAGCAGCAGUGGUUGUAAACUCGACCAUUUCAAAUGCCAAGGAACCAGAAAACCAUGUUUUCCACAUUGUAACUGAUCGGCUUAAUUAUGCAGCGAUGAGGAUGUGGUUUCUAGCUAAUCCACCAGGCAAAGCUACUAUCCAAGUUCAGAACAUUGAAGAAUUUACAUGGUUAAAUUCAAGCUACAGUCCAGUUCUCAAGCAACUUGGUUCUCCAUCCAUGAUCGAUUAUUACUUCAGGGCUCACAGUGCAAAAUCUGAUUCAAACUUGAAAUUUCGGAAUCCAAAAUACCUAUCCAUCCUAAACCAUCUCCGUUUCUAUCUGCCAGAGGUCUUUCCAAAGCUCAACAAAGUACUGUUCUUAGAUGAUGACAUAGUAGUGAAGAAGGACCUCACUGCCCUGUGGUCACUUGAUCUGAAAGGAAAGGUUAAUGGUGCGGUUGAUACUUGUGAAGAAAGUUUCCACCAGUUUGAUCACUAUCUCAACUUCUCAAAUCCUCUCAUUUCAAAAAAAUUUGAUCCCCAUGCUUGUGGCUGGGCAUAUGGAAUGAAUAUCUUUGAUCUGGAGGAAUGGAAAAGGCAGAACAUAACAGAAGUGUACCACACGUGGCAAAAACUGAAUCAGAACAGACAGCUGUGGAAAUUAGGAACGCUGCCACCUGGACUGAUUACAUUUUGGAACCGCACAUUUUCCCUUGACCGGUCAUGGCAUGUUCUUGGCCUUGGCUACGACCCAAAUGUCGACCAGAAGGAUAUUGAGCAAGCGGCUGUCAUACACUACAAUGGAAACAUGAAACCAUGGCUUGAGAUUGGCAUGCCUAAAUACCGAAGCUACUGGAUCAAAUUCGUUGAUUAUGAUCAAGUAUUUUUGAGAGAAUGCAACAUCAAUCCAUAAUUGACUAAAUGGCUCCAUUAUAGUACAUUCCGGCCUUUUCCCACAUCAAUGUGACAUGGUUUUUUGCAGAUGUGUUACUUUUGGGUUCUUGUUGGAAUCAAAAGCCCUCUUAGUUUGAUUCUUUCUGUGCUCGCCUUCUGAAGCGUGUAAUAGCAGUGUUAGUUCAUGAUAUCUUUCAUCUUGCCGCCAUUGUUACCACCUCAGCAGAAGUGUACAUCUAUUUGUACAUUUGUCAACUGUUAGAGAGUAGAGAUUAAGAGUCACAG